This is a messenger RNA of Paramecium tetraurelia, 738 nucleotides long. RefSeq lists its product as uncharacterized. The transcript has a single exon. NCBI's taxonomy places the organism in Eukaryota, Ciliophora, Oligohymenophorea, Peniculida, Parameciidae. The record is from RefSeq and is a predicted model, not a curated record.
AUGUAAAAAUUCCAUUUGUUUCUAAUAGUUGCAGUGUUCAGUUGUGAUAUAGAUGAAGCUGCAAAAGCCUUCAAAUCUAAACAAAUUAGAGAUCCCAUAUUUCCAUACACAAAGAAUCCUUAUGAAAUUGUUGAUCCUAAUUAUCUAUAAAAGGUGUCGGAUAACUUAAAAGAUACCACUAGUGUGUGUGCUAUUAAAUAUGAUGACUACGAAAAGCAAAUGUAAUCAGACCUUAAUUUUAGAUAUCAUUUAAAACAAUUUAAUUCAAAGGAAGAAGCAGAAGAGAAUUAAUUCAUUGUGACUCAUUAAGGAAAAUGUGGUGCAUGCUCUACUUUGUAAGAUUUAGCUGUUUAUCUUACAACUGAUUUGACUAGACCAGUAAGAAAGUGUGGUUUAAUGUAUGGAUUGUCAUAACAUUAUCUAUUAAAAUGUAUCAAGGGAUUAGGAUUCACAGAUACAUGUGCUUAAGUUUGGUUGUACAACACUUUAAAUACAAAAAAAUCAUGUUUUUGGCCUUGUAUGUAAUAAAUUCAUCCUAAUUCUAAAAGUACAUCUUUUCUGACAAAUGAAGAUUUCGUAAAAAAUGGAAAGCUAAACAAAUGUUUGUAAUGUGACGAAGAUAUCUCUGGACCUAUAUUUAAAUAUGAAUCUGGAAGAACUAGACGAAACUCAGGCAUUAAAUCAGAAAUUGAUAGACCAGAUGAUUAAAUUUAUGACAUCACACAUUGUUAUUAUUGA